GCCAUUCUCACAAGCUCUUACUUAGUCACUACACAAGAAGAGUGCUUCUAUCUGUGUGAGAGCGGGCGACUGUGUUUAGAUAGAUGGGUGAAGAAUUGAAGCUAUUUGGUGUGUGGGGGAGCCCGUUUAGCCGGCGAAUCGAGAUAGCUCUAAAGAUCAAAGGUGUUGAAUAUGAGUACUUAGAGGAAGACAUAUUCCACAACAAGAGCGCUUUACUUCUCAAGUACAACCCUGUGCACAAGAAGAUACCCGUGCUUGUCCACAAUGGCAAACCCAUCGCAGAGUCUCAGGUGAUUCUUGAGUACAUCGACGAGACAUGGAAUGACAACCCGAUAUUGCCACGAGAUCCGUACAAGAGAGCAAUGGCCCGUUUCUGGGCUAAGUUCAUUGAUGAAAAGUGCGUGCCAGCUAUCUGGAAAUCCUUUAUGAGCGGAGGGCCCGAAAGGGAAAAGGCAAAUGAGGAAGCAUGUGAGCUCUUGAGCACUCUUGAAGGCGAGCUCAAAGGCAAGAAGUUCUUCGGAGGCGAGACCGUCGGGUUCGUCGAUAUCGUGGCCAGCUUCAUCGGCCACUGGGUUGGACCCUUCCAAGAAGCGGUCGGGGUCGACCUCCUGACUGAGGACAAGUUCCCAAUGCUGUGUAAGUGGGCCGAAGAGUUUAAGAAUUGCCCUGUCAUCAAGGAGAAUCUGCCUCCAAGGGACAAGAUCUUGGCCUUCUUCAAGGCUCAACUCGAGAUGUUAACUAGCUUUUACAAAAAUAGGGUGUGAGUUUCGGGUCAUCCUUGGGUCGUAGUUUGAUUGGGUUUUUGUGUUUGUGUUAUGGCAUUUUGGGUUGUCAUAAAGCUGAUCCGAGUGGUAUGUUAGAGUCUAUGGCAUCUUGAUAGUGAUUGUCAGUAAUAUUGAAAAAAUCAUCAUGGUUAAGCGUCAUUUAGCUGUGAUUUUGUGGUGUCCCACGUGUUAUAUAUACGUACUUCCUAUGGAUUAAAUGAAAAUCCAAAUGCCUUGUUCCUCCUUGUCCAUGUAAAUCAAAUUGUUAUAUUUGAUUCUUGAGUACAUCGACGGACAUGGAAGGACAACCCGAUCUUACCAUGAGAUCCGUACGAGAGAGCAAUGGCUCAUUUCUAGGUUAAGUUCUUGGAUGAAAAUGUAAUCAUUCUGUCUUUAAAUUGAGCGAUGGCUCGUAUCUGGGUUGUGGUUUGA
Molecule: messenger RNA, 1196 nt
Organism: Eucalyptus grandis
Lineage: Eukaryota; Viridiplantae; Streptophyta; Magnoliopsida; Myrtales; Myrtaceae
Product: probable glutathione S-transferase
Exons: 2
Coding region: 84-764 (226 amino acids)
Biological process (GO): glutathione metabolic process
Cellular component (GO): cytoplasm
Molecular function (GO): glutathione transferase activity
Source: RefSeq, a predicted model, not a curated record